Plectropomus leopardus (leopard coralgrouper) is the source of this 2408-nucleotide messenger RNA. RefSeq names its product plastin-1. Gene Ontology annotation, biological process: actin filament network formation; actin filament bundle assembly. Gene Ontology annotation, cellular component: cytoplasm; actin filament bundle; actin filament. Gene Ontology annotation, molecular function: calcium ion binding; actin filament binding. The record is from RefSeq and is a predicted model, not a curated record. NCBI's taxonomy places the organism in Eukaryota, Metazoa, Chordata, Actinopteri, Perciformes, Serranidae.
UCCGCUCUGCCUCGGUCUGAAGCCUCGCAGAGCUCUGGAAGACUCGACUGCUGCAGCCAGUCCCGAGGGAUCUGCACCGAGACUUAUAUCUCAAGACAGGACUGAACUCUUAUGAAGGUACAUGAAACAGAAGCCAAGAUGGAGAAUCAUGUCACACAGAUUUCACGAGAGGACCUGGAAGAUCUCAGGGAGGCCUUUAAUAAAAUUGAUAUCGAUAACAGCGGCUUUGUGAGCGACUUUGAGCUCCAGGAGCUGUUCAGAGAGGCCAGCUUCUCCCUGCCGGGGUACAAGGUGAGAGAGAUCAUGGAGACCUUCAUCUCCGGAGACACCAACAAGGACGAGAAGAUCAGCUUUGAGGAGUUUGUUUCUAUCUACCAGGAGCUGAAGAGCAAAGAGUUCAGUGAGACGUUUAGGAAAACCAUCACGAGGAGAGACGGGAUCCGUUCCUUUGGAGGAACAUCAGGAAACUCCAGCGAGGGAACGCAGCACUCCUACUCUGAUGAGGAGAAGGUGGCAUUUGUCAACUGGAUUAACAAAGCCUUGGCGAAAGAUCCAGACUGCCAACAUCUGCUACCCAUGAACCCCAGUGAUGACAGUCUCUUCACCUCUGUCCGUGAUGGCAUCCUGUUAUGUAAAAUGAUCAACCUGUCUCAGCCUGACACAAUUGACGAAAGAGUCAUCAACACUAAGAAACUUGCCACCUUCAAAAUGACAGAGAACCUGGUCCUGGCUCUGAACUCGGCCUCAGCGAUCGGCUGUACGGUGGUGAGCAUUGACGCCCAUGAUCUGAUGGCUGGGAAACCCCAUCUGGUCCUGGGACUGCUCUGGCAGAUUAUCAAGGUUGGCCUCUUUGCUGAUAUCGAAAUCAGCAGGAACGAAGAUCUGAUCGGCCUUCUGUCAGAAAAGGAGAAUCUGGACCACCUGAUGUCUCUCUCACCUGAGGAGCUGCUGCUCCGCUGGGUCAACCAUCAUCUACGCAACGCAGGAACAAGCACCAUCAGGAACUUUAGUGAAGAUAUUAAGGACUCCCGAGCCUACUUCCACCUGUUGGACCAGAUUACUCAGCAAGGAGAGCGUGACUACAAAAUGACCGUCAACAUCGACAUGAGCGGCCUUGAGGAGCGUAAUCUGGACCGGAGGGCUGAGCUGAUGCUGCAGCAGGCGGCGCGCAUAGACUGCAGACAGUUUGUUUCUCCUCACGACGUUACAUCCGGGAACAGCAAACUCAACUUGGCCUUCGUAGCCAACCUAUAUAACAUGCAUCCUGGUGUGCAGAAGGGUCAAAUCAAUGGCAGCGGCAAUGGCAUCGACAUUGCGCACAUAGAGCCUGAGUCAAAUGAAGAGAAAACAUUUCGAAACUGGAUGAACUCUCUGGGCGUUUCUCCAUAUGUCAACCACCUGUACUGGGACUUGUGUGAUGGUUUGGUGAUCAUGCAGCUUUAUGAGAAGGUUAAUGUGCCUGUAAACUGGAAGAAAGUCAACCAACCACCUUAUCCCGUCCUAGGGGGCAACAUGAAAAAGCUGGAGAACUGCAACUACGCUGUAGAGCUGGGCAGGGAUGUGGCUCACUUCUCUCUGGUCGGCAUCGGAGGAGAAAACUUGAACGAGGGGAGCAGGAUGCACACUCUGGCGCUGGUCUGGCAGCUGAUGAGGAGGUACACAGUGCUGGUUUUGUCAGAUCUGGGUGACGGAGAAAGGGUUGGAGAUCAGAUCAUCCUUGGCUGGGUUAACACCACUUUGAGCCAGAAACGCAAAGACACACAGAUCAGCAGCUUCAAGGACAAACUCAUCAGCACCAGUCUGCCUGUGAUCGACCUGAUCGACGCCAUCGCUCCCGGUACCGUCAAGUGGGACAUGGUGAAGAGAGGAGAGAAGGGAUGGAUGAAGGACGCCGAUAAACAAAAUAACGCCAAGUACGCGAUCUCAUUGGCUCGAAAGAUCGGAGCUCGUGUCUACGCUCUGCCCGACGAUUUGGUGGAAGUGAAUCCCAAGAUGGUGCUCACACUGUUCGCCUCCCUCAUGGGCCACAGUAUGAAAAAGUCCAACCGUUAAAACAGACCUGAACAAGCCACCUGCAAACCAACCACCUUAACCACCAUUAGUUUCUAUGCGCUUUUAAUCUAUUUUUUCCUCCAUCUUUUCUCAUAAUAUCUUUUCUUUGACCUUUAACCUUGCUGCGAUCAUGAGACUGUUAUUUUCUGUUUCUCUUUUUAAGCGAACAAUAAGCCUACAAAGUUGGAAAUCAUUUUUUAUCAGCAAAGCCACUGUAUUUGUUUAUCUGUGAUUUUACAGAACAAGCUUAUAAUAGUUCUUAGUUAUCUUAUAUUUAAUAGUGCAAUACAUCUAUUUAGUUAUUCUGCUAUACAAACGGAAAAGGAGGUACAACAGAAGGAAAAGCAGAAUCAUAC